Messenger RNA from Lactuca sativa (garden lettuce), 489 nucleotides. RefSeq names its product secreted RxLR effector protein 78-like. NCBI's taxonomy places the organism in Eukaryota, Viridiplantae, Streptophyta, Magnoliopsida, Asterales, Asteraceae. The record is from RefSeq and is a predicted model, not a curated record.
AUGUUAGUGGGUUGGAGCAAUUUGCUUUUCUCAACUCCAGGAAAAUUAGAUGGUCCUCUUCUUGUGAAUGAUAUGGUUCAAUGGUUUAAGCACAAGAAGCAGAAAUUGAUGAUUUUUAAAGUUGACUUUGAAAAGGCAUAUGAUUCAGUUAGUUGGGAUUAUAUUGACAGGAUUAUGAUGCUUCUUGGUUUUGCGGAAAUAUGGAGGGCUUGGAUUAGGGGGAUGUUUUCUAAUUCUCGUUCCUCAAUACUUUUGAAUGGUUGCCCUACGGAUGAGUUUCAGUCGUUUAGAGGGUUGAGACAAGGUGACCCUUUGUCGCCUUUUGUCUUCAUUAUUGCUAUGGAGGGCCUUCAUAUUGCUAUGGAGGAUGUGGUGUCGGAAGGUGUGUUUAGGUGGGCCCAACUUGAGCCACAUGAUUUAGCUAUCUCUCAUUUGUUUUAUGCAGAUGAUGCUAUUUUUCUAGGAGAGUGGAAUGAGAAUAAUGUCUGA